AUGAUUUGCAGAGCUGAGAAAUUGGUAGGGAUGCCUCACAGAACAAGGCCGUUGAUGGGACUGUUACUUUUCACGGGAAUAAACGCGGUGUUGGUGCAGACCAUCACUCCAGUUUAUGACUUUGUCUGCUUCUUGCCUUACUGGGAGAGAAGGAGAGAACAAAUCCGGCAGGAGCGUGGAGCAGCUUCAUUCUCCAAUGGCACAAACUCAACACAUAAAGCUGCUCAAGCAUCUGCUGGAUGA
Molecule: messenger RNA, 243 nt
Organism: Microthlaspi erraticum
Lineage: Eukaryota; Viridiplantae; Streptophyta; Magnoliopsida; Brassicales; Brassicaceae
Source: the annotation of a GenBank genome assembly